AUGAAAACAUUAGAAUUAUCAGGACGGCUGUUUGACGUUCCAAUGGAUCUUCUAGGCCACAAAGCAAUAAAUUGGCUCACACUGUGGACCACCUGCUUCACUGCAUGCACAGCAAGCGUACCUGGCCAGCGAGAAAGUCUGAUAAAAAUGAGCAAGUAUGCCUUGAACUUACUUAAGAAGCAAUUGAGUGACAUUCAACAAGACGAUUCGCUGUUUUCGGUCGACCUCAUCGACAACGACUUCUUCAAAUGGGAAAUUUGGUUCGUCGGGCCGGCUGGAACUCUUUACGAAAAUGGAUCCUUCCAUGCGGUAUUGAAUUUUCCCGACGAUUUCCCGAAUAAUCCGCCCACGAUGAAGAUCACCGAAGAGAUGUGGCAUCCGAACAUUUAUGCAGACGGUACUGUCUGUAUAAGUAUUCUUCAUCCACCUGGAACAGAUGAAUUCAACGAACAAGAAACAGCGGAUGAACGGUGGCGUCCAAUUUUAGGUGUCGAGACAAUCAUGGUGUCCUUCAUGUCACUCCUGAGUAGCCCUAAUGUUGAUUCGCCUGCGAAUGUGGAUGCUGCUAUCGAGAUGAAGACGAAUCCUGAAGUUUAUAAACGAAAAGUUCGCAAGCUAGUCGAAAAAACUCUUGGCUGA
Molecule: messenger RNA, 639 nt
Organism: Condylostylus longicornis
Lineage: Eukaryota; Metazoa; Arthropoda; Insecta; Diptera; Dolichopodidae
Exons: 4
Coding region: 1-639 (212 amino acids)
Biological process (GO): ubiquitin-dependent protein catabolic process; protein polyubiquitination
Molecular function (GO): ubiquitin conjugating enzyme activity
Source: RefSeq, a predicted model, not a curated record